This is a messenger RNA of Ogataea angusta, 948 nucleotides long. RefSeq lists its product as uncharacterized. The record is from RefSeq and is a predicted model, not a curated record. Gene Ontology annotation, cellular component: nuclear pore outer ring; Seh1-associated complex. Gene Ontology annotation, molecular function: protein binding; structural molecule activity. Bases 1 to 948 code for a protein of 315 amino acids. Gene Ontology annotation, biological process: positive regulation of TORC1 signaling; cellular response to amino acid starvation. NCBI's taxonomy places the organism in Eukaryota, Fungi, Ascomycota, Pichiomycetes, Pichiales, Pichiaceae. The transcript has a single exon.
AUGAAAGACACCGUGAAGCCUUUUCUGACCCAUCACGAGGACCUCGUGCUGGACGUUCAGUACGACUACUACGGUCGCCAGCUGGCGACGUGCUCUGCGGACCAGCAUCUGAAGGUGUUUGAUCUGGACGCCGAGAGCUCGUCCUGGAUACUCAACGACUCGUGGAAAGCGCACGAUUCCACCAUAGUCAAGGUCGAUUUUGCCAACCCCGAGUUUGGCCAUCUGCUGCUGUCGAUAUCGUACGACCGAACCCUGAAAAUCUGGGAAGAGCGCUUUGAGGAGCCUGCUGGAUCUGGAAGAAGAUGGAGGCGUCUUUGCACGAUUGCAGACUCUCAUGGACCGUUAUACGACGCCUGUUUCAUGCCCUCGCAUCUGGGACUUGGCGUAGGGACCAUUGGAUCGGACGGCAAGCUGCGCAUCUACUGUUCGUUGGAUCCUGCUAAUCUCAAGAGCUGGACCCUGGUGCACGAGAUAGAUGUGCUCAACUCGUCGGUAGCUUCGCAUCUGCAGAGCGACUUUUCGCUGUCCUGGUGUCCCUCGCGGUUUUCAGGAGAAAAGCUGGUUGUGAGCGCGUUAGAUCAAGCUUACAUAUAUUACAAGAACGAAGCAGACAACAAGUUCCAUCAGGGUGUCGUGCUUCCCGAACACAACGGGCUGAUCCGGUCAGUCUCGUGGGCGCCCUCGAUGGGCCGCUCGUACCACCUGAUUGCCACGGCGUGCAAAGACGGGUUUAUGCGGAUAUUCAAGCUUGUUGAGAAACGUGACAACGAGUUUGAGAUAGAGCUGCUAGCAUCGUUCAAUGACCAUAGGGGCGAGGUCUGGAAAGUGAGCUGGAACCUCACAGGAACGAUUCUGAGCAGCUGCGGCGAUGACGGCCAAAUCCGGCUGUACAAGUCCAAUUAUGCCAACAACUUCCAGUGCAUGAGUGUCAUCAGUGCUCACUCGUGA